AGCUGUUGCUGCGACUGACAGAUGGGCCCAACAGCUGUGCUGGCAAUGUUGAAAUCUUCUAUUUUGGAGCCUGGAUGAAAGUGUGCGGUCACCUGUGGGACAUGCGAGAUGCCCAAGUUGUGUGCAAGCAGCUUGGCUGUGGCCAGCCUCUUGGUGUGACAGGAUAUUUCCCUUCGAAUGGCUGGUCUUUGUACGUGAUGACCGCAAUGCGUUGCCAGGGCUCUGAAGACUACUUGUGGGCUUGUCCCUAUGAGCACUCCUCUUCGUGUUAUGACCGAGAUGCUUCUGUCAUAUGCUCAGACUCUGGACUAACAGCGCCUCCGCCAACAGGUAGCCUCAGCUCAACUGCCUCGAUGCCACCGACCUCAGAAUGGACAAGUACACCUUCGCUGACAACAACUGAAACCACUACUGAAACAACCACUACAGCUCCCCCAACAACAACUACUGAGCCCACCACCUAUCUCGUCAUAGCUGAUGCAAAUUAUUCUUGUGGUGGCUUGCUUUCAUAUUCAUCUGGGACAUUACAGAGUCCAUUUUACCCUGGAAAUUAUCCAAACAAUGCUGACUGUGUUUGGGAAAUACAAGUAACAAACAAUUUUCGCAUCACACUCACAUUUAGAGAUGUUCAGAUGCAAGGUGGUAGAUGCCUGUCUGACUAUGUGGAAAUCUAUGAUGGGCCGCUCCGUACUUCUCCUCUCCUUGGGAAAAUCUGUUCUGGGUUUCUUCGCACAUACACUUCUUCCUCAAAUCUGAUGACAGUCCACUUUCACAGUAACUCUCGAUACACAUACAGAGGGUUUCAGGCUGACUACUAUUCCAUUCCAGCAGAUCAGAGCACUACACUUUUGUGUUUGCCAGACUACAUGCGUGCAGUUGUGAGCAGAGCCUUUCUUCAGUCAGAGGGCUACUCGGCUUCGAAUCUCUCCUUGAGUGACUCAUAUUGCAAACCCAACAUGACCCCUCAAUAUGUUAUAUUCGACAUACCAUACGAUAGCUGCGGCACAGUGAGAAAGGGGAACAACAAUACAAUAAUCUAUUCCAACCUUAUUAGAGGAUCCUCUUCUGGUUCUGUAAUCACAAGACAUAAAAGGCUCCACUUGCAUGUCAACUGCAAAAUGCUCCAGAACACAUGGACACAAAUAAUGUAUGUUGCUGAGGAUAAUUUUGAAGUCAAUGAAACUCAGUAUAGCAGAUACGAUGUGAACCUUACAUUUUAUCACACAGCAUCUUUCUCACGGCCAGUGUAUGACUCGCCAUACUAUGUUGAUAUCAACCAGAAUUUGUUCCUUGAAGCUUACCUGCGCAGCUCUGAUUCAAAUCUAGUGUUAUUUGUGGACACAUGUGUGGCAUCUCCUGACCCCUAUGAUUUUACAACAGUGACCUAUGAUAUAAUCAGGAACGGAUGUCCUAAAGAUUCUACCUAUACUAAAUAUUACUCACCAUACACGCACGUGGUCCGGUUUAAAUUCAGUGCCUUCCAGUUUGUUCGUAACUAUCCAUCUGUUUAUCUGCGGUGUGAGUUUGUGGUGUGCAGGGUCUAUGACUAUUCUUCCAGAUGCUACCAAGGUUGUAUUACUAGGUCCAAGAGAGAGGCAAGCUCUGCCCAAGAAAGAGUGAGUGCUGUUGCUGGCCCAAUUCGGCUUCAGGAAGCUGGUGCUGAGAAUAGGAAUGCUGAGCUGGACUCUUCUGGCAUCGGGGAGAACCUGAAUUCAGCUCCUGCUCCAGCUGAUAUUUCUCAUGCACCAUUUAUUAUUGCUGUUGUGGCCCUGGCAGUUGCUGGCUUUACUCUUGCUGUGUUUCUUUUGAAACAUAAACUGAAGAAACCAAUUCCAUACCAGAUAAUGAACGGGUGCGAGGGCCGCAUCGAGAUCUCCUCCAACGGGAGCCGCGGCACCGUCUGUGACGAUGACUGGGACCUGACCGAUGCCCAGGUCGUGUGCAGGCAGCUGGGCUGUGGCAGUGCCGUCUCUGCGCCCGGCAGUGCCUACUUUGGCCAAGGCAGCGGCAACAUUUACCUGGACAACGUGCAGUGCACGGGCAGCGAGGCCUCCCUCUUCCAGUGCCGGAGCGCCGGCUGGGGCGUCCACAACUGUAACCACGGGGAAGAUGCCGGUGUUGUGUGCUCAGGCCCAAACAAGGACUUCAAGCUGGUGAACGGGUGCGAGGGCCGCAUCGAGAUCUCCUCCAACGGGAGCCGCGGCACCGUCUGUGACGAUGACUGGGACCUGACCGAUGCCCAGGUCGUGUGCAGGCAGCUGGGCUGUGGCAGUGCCGUCUCUGCGCCCGGCAGUGCCUACUUUGGCCAAGGCAGCGGCAACAUUUACCUGGACAACGUGCAGUGCACGGGCAGCGAGGCCUCCCUCUUCCAGUGCCGGAGCGCCGGCUGGGGCGUCCACAACUGUAACCACGGGGAAGAUGCCGGUGUUGUGUGCUCAGGGACCAGUCUCAGACUAGUGAAUGGAAGGCACAGCUGUGAAGGCCGAAUUGAGAUUUAUUACAAGGGACACUGGGGGACAGUUUGUGAUGAUAUCUGGGACCUUCCUCAUGCCCAGGUUGUGUGCAGGCAGCUGGGAUGUGGCCAGGCCAUUUCAGCACUAGGAAGUGCUUACUUUGGCCAAGGCUCAGGAAAAAUUCUCCUGGACGAUGUGCAGUGCAGAGGAUAUGAAUCCUCCCUGUGGCUUUGUAAUCACCGUGGAUGGAAGAAACACAACUGUGGCCACCAGGAAGAUGCUGGUGUUGUCUGUUCAGAACUGCUGCUGCGGCUGGUGAACGGGCAGAACAGGUGUCAGGGCCGCGUCGAAGUGCAUCACGACGGAGCCUGGGGGACCAUCUGCGAUGACUCCUGGGACACGGCCGACGCCGACGUGGUGUGCGGCCAGCUCGGAUGUGGCAGAGCCGCCGCAGCGCCGGGGGAAGCUCAUUUCGGCCACGGCACGGGGGAAAUCCUCCUGGACGAGGUGCAGUGCCGCGGGAACGAAGCCUCCCUCUGGCAGUGCUCCCACAACGGCUGGGCCGUCAACGACUGUCUGCAUCAGGAGGACGCCGGUGUCAUCUGCACGGGUAACUGCCCAUUGUCCCUGAGACUGGUGAACGGCCAGAACCGGUGCGAGGGCCGCGUCGAAGUCUACUACCAGGGCAGCUGGGGAACCGUCUGCGACGACUCCUGGGACCUGACGGACGCCCAGGUCGUCUGCAGCCAGUUGGGCUGCGGCAGGGCUGUUUCCGCCCCUGGAAAUGCCAAUUUUAGCCAAGGCUCAGGAAAUAUCCUGCUUGACGAUGUGCACUGCAAAGGGAACGAGGCUCACCUCUGGGAGUGCCCCAGCAGAGGGUGGUCUGUGCAUAACUGCGUGCACGUGGAAGAUGCCAGCGCCAUUUGCUCAGGUGUUCCAAGAGAAUUACUGGUGAGGUUGGUGAAUGGAUGGAACCAAUGUGAAGGGCGUGUUGAAGUAUUUUACAAAGGAGUCUGGGGAACUGUUUGUGAUGAUUCCUGGGAUAUAAGUGAUGCAGAAGUUGUCUGUUGUCAGCUGGCUUGUGGACAUGCUGUAUCAUCUUCAGGAAAUGUCACCUUUACUCACAGCCCAAGAAAUAUUGUCAUGGAUGAUGUGCAGUGCAGAGGGAAUGAGAACUACCUGUGGGAAUGUUCUCACAGGGGGUGGUAUAGACAGAGCUGUGACAGCCGGCGAGAUGCCAGCGUCGUUUGCUCAGGUACACUCUGA
This is a messenger RNA of Struthio camelus australis, 3719 nucleotides long. Lineage: Eukaryota; Metazoa; Chordata; Aves; Struthioniformes; Struthionidae. The record is from RefSeq and is a predicted model, not a curated record.